Molecule: messenger RNA, 456 nt
Organism: Schistocerca nitens (vagrant locust)
Lineage: Eukaryota; Metazoa; Arthropoda; Insecta; Orthoptera; Acrididae
Exons: 3
Coding region: 1-456 (151 amino acids)
Source: RefSeq, a predicted model, not a curated record
AUGCCCAGCCGCAAAGGCAGCGCCGCACGGCAGCAGGUGUUUCCAGGCCUGGCCGCCAAGCGGAACGCGGCAGCACCGGCGCAGACGCCGCGCCCGCCGUCCCCCACCACCAGACGUGCGCCUCCCCGAGCUCCUAUCCAGCAGACGCCCCCUCCCCUUCUUGGAUUUUUAACUUUAUCUUUCAUCUGCGCCUCCGUCGCGGCGCCUCGCGCCCCUCCGCCGGCAGCGUCGGACAAAGUUGCCAGUGAUGACAUUGCACUCAAUUUCCGCAAAGUGGCACAGCCGGGCGCGGGCGCGGGCGCGGGCCCCGCUCUAGCGGCUAGGAUUUUUUCGCCCUUUUUCGCUGCCGCCCCCGCCACCCCCACCAGGCCGCCGCCUCCUCUCUCCACUGUGCGGCAAGCGGCAGAACAGAGCGUUCCGUGUCAGCCGGGCUGCGGCGCAACAGGUGGCUCGUAA